AUGAACUUCUGGAAAGAUGUUGAAAAGGAUAGAAAUGCUAAGGAAUACGAAGCUACUCUCGAAAAUUUGGAUGUGGAAUUUACCAUUGAGCGUACAUUAGAAUAUAAUGAUUAUAUUAGAGAAGUGGGACAUCGACGCAGGCAGGUCAUGGCUACUUCCGAUGCACCAAGACGAAUUAGAUGUUGCAUGGCACCCGAGUCCAAAAAAGAUGGCGAUCAGUUAAAAUUGUGUCGAAACGCAAUGAGAACUCUAAACAAAUUGUUAAUAACUAUACCAAAGGACCGUGCACGAGUAUAUUUAGUACAAUCUUUUAAUGGGUUAGAUGGGUUUAUCGAAAUUAAAUAUUUAGUUCGGCCAAUUCCAUCGAUAUAUAUACUUCAACGCUUUAAGCGUACCAAAUUACCCGCCUCCUUUGGAGACUUUGAACAAUUCGCUAACGAUCUAAAAGAUCUAAUGAAUUGGCAGGCUGAUGUCCUGUCAACGGUCAGGGUAGUAAAUAAAGCAAUCGCAGUAGAUAAUACAAGAGGAGACAAUAAUCUCCAUUUAACUUCAAUUGAAGAUACACCAUUAAAGAAAAGGAAGGCGGAAAAAAAUCAAACAUCAUCUCCUAAAUCUCCAUGUCCCGGUGGAUCGCCCUCAGAAUUUUCACCAUUGAUUUAG
Messenger RNA from Rhizophagus irregularis DAOM 181602=DAOM 197198, 660 nucleotides. The record is from RefSeq and is a predicted model, not a curated record. NCBI's taxonomy places the organism in Eukaryota, Fungi, Glomeromycota, Glomeromycetes, Glomerales, Glomeraceae.